AUGGCUGACCGGCAUGUAUCCCUCGCGAAUCGCUGCGGCGAGUCGAAGAGCCCAUACGUCCGUUCGCACAUGGACAACCCUACGGCAUGGCAGCUUUGGACGCCCGAAACGCUACAGCUCGCCAAAGACACAAACCGCCUACUCUUUGUGAGCAUAGGAUACUCUGCGUGCCACUGGUGCCACGUUAUGGCCCACGAGUCGUUCGACGACCCACGCAUAGCGCAACUGCUCAACGACCACUUUGUACCCAUCAAGAUUGAUCGGGAAGAGCGGCCAGACAUAGACCGCCAGUACAUGGACUUCCUACAGGCUACUUCGGGUGGUGGAGGCUGGCCGCUUAAUGUCUUCGUCACUCCAGACCUCGAGCCCAUCUUCGGUGGCACGUACUGGCCUGGGCCGAAAAGCGAGAGGGCUGAGACGGGUGGCGCAAACUUCGAGCAGAUACUGCUCAAGGUCUCAACGCUAUGGAAGGAGCAGGAAGAUAAGCUCAGAGAGAACGCCAGACAGAUCGCGGCGCAGCUCAAGGAGUUCGCGCAGGAGGACACGCUCGGUGAAAAACCAGAUGGUGAGGACGGACUGGAGCUUGAUCUGCUGGACGAGGCGUAUCAGCAUUACAAGAACAGGUUUGACGACAAGUAUGGCGGGUUUGGUGGUGCGCCGAAAUUUCCGACACCCGUGCAUCUCAGGACGCUCCUGCGGCUCGGAAGUCACACGCAGCUAGCCCGGGAUGUAGUUGGCGACACGGAGAUAGAGCACGCGCGGCAUAUGGCAGUCAAGACCCUGGAGUGCAUGGCCAAGGGUGGCAUCAAGGACCAGAUUGGACACGGCUUCGCGCGAUACUCCGUCACGAGAGACUGGAGCUUACCACACUUCGAGAAGAUGCUAUACGACAAUGCGCAGCUGCUCCCACUGUACCUAGAUGCCUACCUGCUCACGAAGUCUGAUCUGUUACUGGAGACUGUGCACGACGUGGCGACGUAUAUGACCACCGAGCCCAUGCAGUCCAGUCUAGGUGGCAUCAACGCUUCCGAGGACGCCGACUCGAUGCCAACAGCCAUAGAUCACCACAAGCGUGAAGGCUCUUUCUACGUCUUCACGCUCGACGAGUUCAAGCAAGUACUUACUGAGCAAGAAGUCGACGUAUGCGCCAAGUACUGGAACGUACAGCCGAAUGGCAACGUGGACCGGCGAUUCGACCAUCAGGGCGAGUUAGUCGGCAAGAACACUCUCUGCGUAAUGUACGACACCCCAGACCUUGCGAAGGAGCUCGGCAUGAGCGACGAGGAAGUCAAACGCCUCAUCUCCUCCGGACGGCAAAAGCUGCUCGCAUACCGCGACAAAGAACGGCCCCGACCGUCGCUGGAUGAUAAGAUCGUCACAGCGUGGAACGGACUCGCCAUCGGCGGACUCGCACGCACAAGCGCGGCAUUGUUGUCCAGCGCACCCCACCAGUCGUCAUCGUAUCUCGCUGGCGCGGAGAAGGCAGUAAAGUGCAUCCGCGACAACCUCUUCGAUCCCAAGACCAACACCCUACGGCGAGUCUACCGUGAAGGCCCAGGCGAGACGCAGGGUUUUGCAGACGACCACGCUUUUCUCAUCUCCGGCCUCCUCGACUUGUACGAAGCUACCUUCAACGAUGAGCACCUGCAGUUCGCAGACGUGCUGCAGCAAAAGCAGAAGAAGCUUUUCUGGGACGAGAAGAAUUACGGCUUUUACUCCACCCCGGCAAACCAGCCCGACAUACUCGUCCGCACGAAAGACGCGAUGGACAACGCCGAACCCAGCACCAAUGGCGUGAGCGCACAGAACCUCUUCCGGCUGGGCUCCUUGCUGAACGACGAGACCUACGAGAAGAUGGCUAAGCAGACAGUUGGUGCUUUUGCGGCAGAGAUCGGACAAGAACCUGGCUUGUUCUCAGGUAUGAUGACUAGUGUUAUCGCGUCGAAGACGGGUGUCAAGGGGUUGAUGGUCGUAGGUGAAGGCGAUGCGGCAGAGGCAGCAUUGAAGAAGGCUAGGGAGACUGUGAGGCCGAAUUGCACGGUCCUGCAGGUUGGUGGCGGAGCGAGCAGUGAAUGGCUACGAGGGCGAAAUGAGCUGCUGAAGGAUCUGGAUGCGAGUAGGCAGAUGGUGCAGCUCUGCGAGGGCGGUGUGUGUAGACUGCUGGAGGCGAAAGACGUGGAAGGAUUGUUCUCCGAUUGA
Molecule: messenger RNA, 2199 nt
Organism: Anthostomella pinea
Lineage: Eukaryota; Fungi; Ascomycota; Sordariomycetes; Xylariales; Xylariaceae
Source: the annotation of a GenBank genome assembly